Molecule: messenger RNA, 2185 nt
Organism: Paramormyrops kingsleyae
Lineage: Eukaryota; Metazoa; Chordata; Actinopteri; Osteoglossiformes; Mormyridae
Gene: gyg1a
Product: glycogenin 1a
Molecular function (GO): glycosyltransferase activity
Source: RefSeq, a predicted model, not a curated record
UAGUGCAUUAUAACGAGGUGGGGGUAUGCUGUCAGAGAGCCGGUCACAUGACAGCCGAUCUAUAAACAGUGCACUGUCCCCUUAAAUUACAGCUGGACUGUUCAGUUGCUCUUCUGGAAAUUCGGCUGUGUUUGCAGCUUACAGCCCGGGCGACGGAGUUGUCGUGUCUCCCUUCGAAUCAUGGAAGACCAGGCUUUCGUAACACUGGCCACCAACGACAGCUAUGCCAAGGGGGCCAUGGUGGUAGCCAAGUCCCUACGGAGUUACAACACCUCCAGGAAGCUAGUGGUUCUGAUGGGCCCCCACGUGUCGGACGCCUACAGAGAGGUACUCAGCGCGACCUUCGACGAGGUGCGGCUGGUGGACGUGCUCGAUAGCGGGGACUCAGCCCACCUGGCGCUGAUGAACCGGCCCGAAUUGGGGGUGACACUCACCAAACUCCACUGCUGGACCCUCACACACUACUCCAAGUGCGUGUUCAUGGAUGCCGACACACUGGUGCUGUCAAACGUGGACGAGCUGUUCGAGCGGGAAGAGCUUUCAGCUGCCCCCGACCCCGGCUGGCCGGACUGCUUCAACUCCGGCGUGUUCGUGUUCCGCCCGUCCAACGAGACCUACGGCAGAAUCCUCCAGCUAUGCUCAGAGAGUGGCAGCUUUGACGGUGGGGACCAGGGGGUCCUCAACACUUUCUUCAGCAGCUGGGCGACGGCAGACAUCUCCAAGCAUCUGCCCUUCAUCUACAACCUCAGCAGCUCAGCCUUCUACUCGUACCUCCCAGCAUUUAAGCAGUUUGGGGGCAAUGCCAAAGUGGUCCAUUUCCUGGGAUCACUCAAGCCGUGGAACUACUCCUACGACGCAGAGACGAAAAGCAUCAGGGGUCACACCCAGGAGCCCUGCACACUCCACCCCGACUUCCUGCUGAAGUGGUGGGACGUCUUCUCCACGUCAGUGACUCCUAUGCUGAAAGAACAGUACAGAGCGGAAUCUUUCCUCUCUGUAUCCAGUCACGAUAUUGAUGAUAUCCGGAAGGGGGUCUCUCACAUACAUGUCGGUGAGCCCCCCCAGCAGCCGGAGCUCUCCUCAGAGGAACGCAGGAAGAGGUGGGAGCAGGGACAAGCAGACUACAUGGGAAUGGACUCCUUCGAGAACAUACAAAGGAAGCUUGACUCCUUCCUUAAGUAAAAUCCAGAACCAGAUCCAGAGAAUGACCCCUUAGUUACAGAUAUAACUCCACAAGUUUGCGAAAACAUACACCGGCGAUCGUCAGUGCUUUCAGGUGUUGGAUGUAGUCAUACUCGGCACCUUUUUACGGCUCAUUUAAACAUUUUCUCUCCACUCCCCAUUUUCCGAAACCCAAAGACCUCUUUGUACACAUGAAGGUAAUUUGAAACUAUGCAGCAAUGUACCGCGAGCUUUCACCAUGCAAGGACCGGGCGUUACACAACAGACUGGUGACUCGGCUUUUAAGUCACGUAGCAUGACGUUCAACUAGACCAAAUUUACCCCAACUAGUCCUUGAAGGUGCAAUGUCCUCUCCCAACUGCCACAACACUCAUCAGUUGCAAGAGAUUUCUUCGAAAUUUGUAACGUGUCACAUGACUUGCCUGUAAAAACACACCUAAGGUACAGUUCUUGGACUUCUGGCGGUCUUCCAUUUCUUUUCCUGCAGAUUAAUAACCCAGUUUCCAGUAGCUAAUGCUACUUGCUGCUCCUAUGUGGUUCCUCCGGAGCCAAACGACAGCUGCCUUAGCCUGCGGACCAGUUUACACGAGGCCUCCUCUGCCUCCCCUCGAGGUCUCACAUCUCAUCUGCGCUUUAGCUACCGUCCUGCUCCGAAUGGAGAUGUGGGUAGCAGCCUUCAUGGUUGGAGUGUAGCUGAGCUUCCGGAUGGCCCGUGCAAUGCCGGCUGGUGAUUCCGGCAGGUUGGCUAAGGUUUGUGUCGCAAGCCGUCAACUUGCGGCCUGUUCUGGUCCCGGCCGCCCCAUCAUGCGGUAGAUGCUGUGCACAACGGUCUCUUGGGAAGUCUACAGUGACCUGUUGGUUUUCCAUUGCAUCAUAGUACAUAACACACUGGUGUCCCCCCACCCCCUUCCAGAAAAAGUGAGUAGUUUGACUGUGUGGUUGUUAGAUGUACUUACUAUAUCUUGCAGUAGCUCCCCUCUCAAUAAACACUGUUAAAGGACUA